Molecule: messenger RNA, 2180 nt
Organism: Oldenlandia corymbosa var. corymbosa
Lineage: Eukaryota; Viridiplantae; Streptophyta; Magnoliopsida; Gentianales; Rubiaceae
Source: the annotation of a GenBank genome assembly
GAGUUUUUCCACCUUCAACAUCUCAUACACUAUAUUUAGUCAAAAUCUUGGGCACUUUUAUUUCCCCCCCUUCAAACUGCAAUUUCACAUCUAUAAAAGUAUAAGAAGGAUCUAAAAAAUCUGCUCCUUGAAAAAGGAGGGGGCUGAGAUAGAUUUGAGGGAGAUGGGCUGUUUGAGGAGCAGUUCCCAUUUCCUUUCAUUUCUCUGUUCAUCUCAUCUCCUUCUCUUCCUCGUCUUCUUCUUCCUCUGUUUCAUCAGUCAAAAUCAAAUCUUUUGUUUCUCCAUUAUUACUCUUUCAAACCAAACCCACCAACCGGUAAUUAAUUACUUUGUAUUUGUGGUUGUUUUUUUUAUCAAAAAGCGGUGAUCUUUCAUUAAGAUAAGUAUAACCCAUUUGCUCCAUUUGUGUAAAAUGUAAGCAGAAUAGCAGUUUAUGCGGCAUAGAAGAAAGUUUGGCCAGAGCUCGGGAUGCUAUUAACAAGGCAGCAAGAAGUGGUGAUUUUUCUGAAGGCAACCAGGAUGACGAGAGGUUCAUUCCCAGAGGUCCAAUUUACAGAAAUCCUCAAGCCUUUUACCAGAGCUAUAUUGAAAUGGAGAAAAGGUUCAAAAUAUGGGUGUACAAAGAAGGGGAUCAGUCACCAUUGUUUCAUCAAUCAGCUGUGAACCUUGCAUAUGCCAUUGAGGGCCAAUUCAUUGAUGAAUUGGAGAAUGGAAACCGCAAAUUUUUAGCUAAACAUCCAGAUGAAGCUGUCACGUUCUUCCUUCCAAUUGGUGUUACUUACACCAUAAUGUUCCUCAACAAGCCCGGAAACUAUGAUCACAAUCUCAUCCCCACUGUUCUCAUGGAUUAUAUAAAUGUGGUUUCAAAUAAAUAUGAGUAUUGGAACAGAAGCAAUGGGUUUGAUCAUUUCUUUGUUGGUUGCCAUGAUUGGUCGCCGGAUGUAUCAGCAGACAAAUCCAAAUUGUUCAAGAACUUGAUCAGAGUGAUUUGCAAUGCUAAUACUACAGAAGGGUUCAAUCCAGCUAGAGAUGCCACCUUACCGGAAAUCAAAAUCCCAAGAAAAAAGCUAGGGCCACCUCUGUUAAGCCAAGAUGAUGAUCCAAACAAUCGAACCAUCCUUGCUUUCUUUGCUGGUGGAGCUCAUGGUUACGUGAGAAACAGGCUACAUCAAUAUUGGAAAGACAAAGACGACGAUAUUCGAGUCUACCAAUACCUCCCAAAAUCCAUAAACUACAUGGAAAUGAUGAGGCAAUCGAAGUUUUGCUUAUGUGCUAGCGGUUAUGAAGUCGCAACUCCUAGGGUUACAGAAUCGAUCUACGCGGGUUGUGUGCCGGUGUUGAUUUCUGAUGGAUUUGUGCCACCUUACAGUGAUGUCCUUGAUUGGAGCCAAUUCUCGGUGCAAAUUCCGGUUGCUAGGAUACCAGAAAUCAAGUCUAUAUUGGGAGGGAUAUCAAUGGAGGAGUACUUAAGAUUGCAGAAGAAUGUGUUUCAAGUCCAACGCCAUUUCAUCCUUCAUCGGCCUGCUCAGCCGUUUGAUAUGUUUCAUAUGAUUCUUCAUUCGAUUUGGCUUCGGAGAUUGAAUGUAAGGUUGGCAACAACUUGAAAUUUUGACCAUAUACAAGAGAGAUUCAGUGGCGUAAAUAUUGUACAAUUUGAACAUACAAGUUAUCUAGAAAAUUUACUGUUGACUUUUUCCUUAGUCAAGAGGAUGUUACUUUUUUCUUUUGUAAUUUUGACUUUAAUUAUUUCAUAAAAUUUGGCUCCUAUUCCAUAUCAAGAGUCAACGCAUGGGUUGAUCAUUGAAGAUGAGCAUGAAGUGCAAUAUGUACAUCAGCCAGUUUUGGCUUAUGCUGAUCAUUUCAUUGGUGCCGAUGGUGCAUUUUGGGGAGAGGAUAAGCUAGUUGUUGGAACUGGAAGUGCAUUUUGGCUUUCAUUUGUCAUAUGGGUAUAUAAAGUUUUCUUUGUAGAUUUUUCACUUCAGGCUGAAGAUCUAGCCUGUUUGCUUGGGUUUGGAGGCUGAAAUGUCUCAAGGAGUAAUAAAAUGUCUACUUCAUACAGAUAAUGCCACCGUUGCUUUUCUGGAUUCAGAAUUCAGAUCUCAUAAGUCAUCACUUUUAUUUACAACAUUUAGCAGAAAACACUUUAAAAGUUAAAAACAAUUUAUUACGGUAAAUAGAAG